GCUCCAUGUCAAGGUGGGCUUAGUGCUCCGGGAAGGGGUGUAGUUUUACAAAGGAGGCAAGAAAGGACACGCGAGGGAAUUCGCUGCUCAAGUGGACAAACAAAACCUUACAGUACACCAUGCCCGCUCAAAAUAAAGACGACGGAGGAUGGAAGAAGUUUGUAUGGAAUUCGGAGAAGAAGGAAUUUCUAGGACGUACCGGCGGGAGUUGGGCAAAAAUCUUCCUCUUCUAUCUCAUCUUUUAUGGCUGUCUGGCCGGGAUCUUUAUCGGCACCAUUCAGAUUCUCCUCCUCACCCUGAGCGAUUACAAACCCACCUGGCAGGACAGAGUCGCUCCUCCAGGUCUCACUCAUUUCCCACGUUCAGACAAGUCUGAGAUUGCCAUUAACCUGGAUGACGAGGUGUCGUUCCUGAACUACGUCAAAGUCAUGAGAGAGUUUCUGACAUCCUACGACCAGGAAAAACAGUUAGACAAUAUGCAGUUUGAAAACUGUGGAGAAUCACCCUUGGACUACAAAAACAGAGGUGAUCUGGAGAGUGACGUUGGGGUUAGGAGGGCCUGUCAGUUUUCGAGGGAGUGGCUUGGACCCUGCUCUGGCCUGGACGACCCUUAUUUUGGAUUUAAGGAAGGGAAGCCCUGCCUUAUUGCCAAACUCAACAGGAUUGUGAACUUCAGACCUAAGCCACCAGUAUCAAAUGAAAGCAUUCCGGAAGAGGUUCAGCACAAAGUCCAGCCCUAUCUUAUUCCCAUCCACUGCACAAAUAAGAAAGAGGAGGAUGCAGGUAAGCUGGGUGAGGUGAGGUACUACGGUUUUGGCGGAGGCUUCCCUCUUCAGUAUUACCCCUAUUACGGCAAACUUCUGCACCCUCAGUACCUGCAGCCGCUGGUGGCCAUUCAGUUCCUCAACAUCACUCCCAACACGGACAUGCGCAUCGAGUGCAAAGUGUACGGGGAAAACAUUUAUUACCACGACAAGGACCGCUACCAGGGACGAUUCGACGUUAAAUUCAACAUUAAAAAAUCAUGACCUCAAAACACUACCUCCAUUCUCUCCCUACUGAAAGGCAAACUAAGGCCCCUCUUCUGACUUGAGAUACAGAGAGAAGUUUCUCACCGGUCUUCCACAGCGUUUAACCGAGGAGAUGUGUCUUUUGUUUUGUUUUUUCCUGAAUGUACAAAGUGUCUCACGUCAGAAAGAGGCCUCAUUUUAGUUCAGGAGAGAUUAAGUCAAAACAAACAAAUAAUUAAAAAAGUGAAUAAACAUGAUAUAUACAUAUAUACACACACACAUAUACAUACAGUGAGCAAAAAAGUAUUAAACAUGUCACCUUUUUUUCUCAGAAAACAAAUUUCUAAAGAUGCUGUUGACUUGAAAUUUUUCUUAGACGUCAGUAAUUUACAUUCAAAGAAAAUAAAACUAAUUAAUUUAGAAAUAAAGUCACGUGUAAUAAAAUGAAAUGACAUAGGGAAAAUGUAUUGAACAUAUGAAGAAAGGAAGGUGCAAAAAACGCAUGGAAAGACCAGACAGCAGCUCAAAUAUCUGCUUCUACAUUCGAAAUUGCUAACUUUCCCUUUUAUGUAGUAUGUGAAAAACAGUAUUGUUCACCAAGUAGUAUGUCCGAAUUUAGAGUUUUCAAAAAAUACCUAAUGUUUCCCGUGAAAUUCCAGUGGAUGCUACACUGUAAUGCCUUUAAUGCCACAUGAGAGAAUUCAUGAAUGGGAGGAAAGUGAAGUGACGCAACCAGGGUUUAAUUUGGGCUGGAACAAGCCGGAUCCGGAACCUCAUUUUAGCCACCUAUACCCACCAUGGCCCCUGGUCAGAAUAUAAGCUGUUUCAAUGCCAACAUCUGCAUUACCAGGGUGGACAUUUCAGCAAGACAAUGAUCCCAAACACAGACAAGCUGACUCUCAAUUGGUUUCAAAAAAGAAAAUAAAGCUGCUACAAUGGCUUAGACAAUCACCUGACCUGAACCCAAUGCAGACAUAUAGACGAGACCCACAGAAACGUCAAGAUUUUUACACUCUGUUGAAGUCUAAAAAAAACUAGCUAAGCAAUGGAUACAACUCCAUUCUCCAUACAAGAGGUGUCUUAAAUAAAAAAGGUGUCUUGCCCCCCCUCAAAGUAUUUACAAAGUAUUAAAUAGAUUUCAGAAGUUCAUUACCUUCUCCUUGUGUAAUUACACAAAACGUUAUUUCUGAAAUUUAUUUUUGGAAGUUUGGAUUGUUUGGGGUUUUGACCAAAAUCUGAGUCAAUUUCACGUCAACAGCUCCUUUAGAUAUAUAUUUACCAGGAAAAAUCAUGACUUGUUUAAUACUAUUUUUACCCGCUGUAUAUAUACACA
Molecule: messenger RNA, 2343 nt
Organism: Danio rerio (zebrafish)
Lineage: Eukaryota; Metazoa; Chordata; Actinopteri; Cypriniformes; Danionidae
Gene: atp1b1b
Product: ATPase Na+/K+ transporting subunit beta 1b
Biological process (GO): potassium ion transport; sodium ion transport
Cellular component (GO): membrane; plasma membrane; sodium:potassium-exchanging ATPase complex
Source: RefSeq, marked provisional